Messenger RNA from Aspergillus bombycis, 630 nucleotides. Its product is annotated as PaaI family thioesterase. The record is from RefSeq and is a predicted model, not a curated record. Bases 1 to 630 code for a protein of 209 amino acids. The transcript has a single exon. Lineage: Eukaryota; Fungi; Ascomycota; Eurotiomycetes; Eurotiales; Aspergillaceae.
AUGCCACACCGUCCAUCUUCCAAGCGACAUGCAUUCUUCGAACCGAACUUGGAGAUUUCCCCGCAGGACGUCGAGUGUUUUGCUUCCCUCCCAUUUGCUGCACCCUAUCUGAGCAGCCCACUGUACGAACCGGUUCCAUUCGUCACCCGAUAUGAUACAGAAGGCACCUCCAACAAGUUCUUCAGUAAGGUGAUAAAUACCGCUGAUACAAUCCUACACUUGCUGGCUCUGGCUCGAGUGCCAGACUCAAAGCCAAACCAGACUCCAGAUCAACAUGACGAUAGUGCCCCAGAUUUCGUGGUUUUCGUUUCUCUCGGCCCCGAUCUGUGUGGAUUCCAGGGUACAGUCCACGGUGGAGUCUUGGCUGCCCUGCUUGACGAAGCUUUAGGUUUGUGUGCUGAAUCCACAGAGUUGGUUUCAAAGGGUCAUACGCGGCUGUACACCGCUGGCCUUGAGAUUUCGUAUCGCUCUCCUGUGCAUGCGCCGAGCGUCGCUAUGAUCAAAACAUGGGUCACCAAGAGGCACGGCAGAAAGUGGUUCUUGGAAGCACAGAUUCUUGACCAAGACGGCAUGGUAAAGGCAGAGGCUAAGACGUUAUAUAUCAGCUCGAGAAUUGAUGCUGGAUUGUAG